CUUCACAUUCAUCUCCUCAAUCUUAUCGGGCUUUUCUCCACGCCACAUUCUUUAAAGCAUGCUAUGGAGCUGAUAUCAUUCCUUCUGCGAGUGGUCGCCUUCCCUCUUUUGGUGGCCCUCCCAACUGUUAACGCUACACCUGCAAUCAGCCUCCCUUACCCCUUUGAAGCCGACAAACUCUACGACCUCAAAAUCGAUCAAAAGAUUGCACCAAACGAGGAAGUCCGCAAGAGGGCAAAUGCCUACCGCGUCUAUCUCGCGUUGACACCACCAGGAUGGGGCACAGGGCCUGUAUGUUGGCUCGCAAAAGAAGUAGACCUAGACGUGACACAAGUCAACGUCACGAUUCCUGCAGAUGCAGCACCCGACCAAUCACGAAUUCGCAUCUCAACUGCCCUCUUGAAGAAAGGCGCCCCAAGGGGUAUGGGCUUUUCCUAUAGCAGUAGAACUACUCUUGUUGGAGCGAAUGCAACUUGGAGUCAGAAGGAGUUGGAUGGGAGGAACCAUAUUGAUGCAGAGGAAGUUUCUUGUUGGGCUUAUGGGUGUGCUAGGACUUGCCAAGUGACCUAUUACACUACAAAGGAUGAAGAAGAUGGGCCGAUUGGAGAUAAGGCAUAUGCUUGUGUGAAACAGUGUGCAAAGGAUCUGAAUCCAAGAAGUGAUGGGGCCAUGAACGGGAUGUCCAUGUCGAGGAUAUUGGCUGUGGUUGUAAUGAUUGGAUCCAUUCACAUGGUAUUAGGAGUACUUUAAGGGGGUCUAAGAAGGAACAGUAAGGAAUUUGUAAAUUUUAGCCUGUUUAUUAAUAUCAACAACAAUAUUUUAAGGUUUUCGAGAGUUACAUCAAAAUAG
Messenger RNA from Fusarium redolens, 849 nucleotides. RefSeq lists its product as uncharacterized. The transcript has a single exon. The record is from RefSeq and is a predicted model, not a curated record. NCBI's taxonomy places the organism in Eukaryota, Fungi, Ascomycota, Sordariomycetes, Hypocreales, Nectriaceae. The coding region runs from base 64 to 750 and encodes 228 amino acids.